Phycodurus eques (leafy seadragon) is the source of this 2693-nucleotide messenger RNA. It is a transcript of the gene cdc14b, whose product is annotated as cell division cycle 14B. Gene Ontology annotation, cellular component: mitotic spindle; nucleolus; spindle pole. Gene Ontology annotation, molecular function: protein serine/threonine phosphatase activity; protein tyrosine/serine/threonine phosphatase activity. The record is from RefSeq and is a predicted model, not a curated record. Gene Ontology annotation, biological process: positive regulation of cytokinesis; regulation of exit from mitosis; microtubule cytoskeleton organization. The coding region runs from base 261 to 1673 and encodes 470 amino acids. The transcript has 12 exons. Lineage: Eukaryota; Metazoa; Chordata; Actinopteri; Syngnathiformes; Syngnathidae.
CUGCUCACGCGCCGCGCAGGUUAGCCUACUGCACAACACUGCACCCUACGUCACAUGCAAGGGGGUUCUGCAACAGAAACCUGCCCUGCCUAGAUUGCACGUCACCGCUACCGACAAGAGGAGAGGGCUUUGGAAGCACGGUUGACAUUUUGGUGCACGGCGAGCACGCAGAUCUAAGGGGAAAGACGCCCCAGGCUGUGCAGGAGGAGGAAUCCUAAUCAUGCCCGCCGUGCAGCAGCAGCAGCAGCCCUGAAGGCGACAUGAAGCGCAAGAGCGACAGGAGGCGAUUGGAGACGAGGAGGAAGAAGCGCUGCGCAGCCCAGCGCGGCUCAGAGGCGGAGCCAAACUCGGAUAUUUACAUUGAGAUUUUAGAUCAAUUGUAUUUCGCCAUCAUUCAACAAAAGAUUAAAAGCACGACAGAUCGACACUGCUUCUGCAUAGAUGAAGAGUUGGCAUACGAGAACUUCUAUGCAGACUUUGGCCCCCUCAACCUCGCCAUGUUUUAUCGCUUCUCUUGCAAGCUGACAAAGAAGCUCAAGUCCAUUACUCUUUCAAGGAAGAAGAUUGUAUUUUACACCUGUGGUGACCAGAAAAAACAAGCCAACGCUGCCUACCUGAUUGGCUCAUAUGCAGUAAUGUACCUUAACAUGAUGCCAGAAGAGGCCUACAGUCUGUUGGUGUCAAGGAACAACACAUACAUUCCAUUCAGAGAUGCCUCGUUUGGAACCUGCAUGUACAAUCUGAACAUCCUGGACUGCUUGCGCGCUGUCCACAAGGCCCUGCAUUACGGCUGGCUCGACUUCUCUGACUUUGACGUGGAGGAAUACGAGCACUACGAGAGGGCAGAAAAUGGAGAUUUGAACUGGAUCAUUCCGGGAAAGUUCCUCGCGUUUAGCGGGCCUCAUCCCAAAAGCAAAAUAGAGAACGGCUACCCUCUGCAUGCACCUGAGGCCUACAUCCCUUACUUUAGGAAACACAACAUCACCAGUGUCAUCCGACUCAACAAAAAGAUGUAUGACGCCAGGCGCUUCACAGACUCGGGCUUUGAACAUCAUGACCUCUUUUUUGUGGACGGGAGCACGCCCAAUGACGCCAUUGUCAGAAAGUUCCUCAAUAUCUGUGAGAACGCAGACGGAGCCAUUGCUGUCCACUGCAAAGCUGGUCUGGGGCGAACCGGCACUCUAAUUGGCUGCUACAUGAUGAAGCAUUACUGCAUGACCGCGGCGGAAGUGAUUGCUUGGAUUCGGAUCUGUCGCCCGGGGUCCGUCAUUGGGCCGCAGCAGAACUUUGUUGAAGAGAAGCAGAACAGUCUGUGGGCUGAGGGAGAUGUCUUCCGGGAGAAGAUGCUCAGCGAAAGGAAGAAUGGUAAACUGGCCGUGACCAGAAUCCUCUCUGGAGUCGACGACAUAACCAUUAAUGGCAGCAACAAGAACAGAGCAUCUAAGAAGGGAGAGAUGGAACUGUAUAAUGAUGACGAGGACCGGAAUGGCCUGACACAGGGUGACAAACUGCGAGCCCUGAAGAGCAAGAGGCAGGCCAGAUCCUCAAGCUCAUUAUCAUGGCUGGUAGCCAUGCUGCUCUCCUCCCUGUGUAGCCUUGCCCUGUGGUGGAUUGUGUAUGGCUUCCCUUCUUCUAUCCUGCAUUUCUGUGUAGACGGGUUAGGAUUUCUAUGAGUUCCACCGGCCUGUGAACCCCCUCAAAAAAUGUUUGCUGCCCCCCAUUCUGGAUCUAUCACUGAGAAUGCUGUAAGUGAGCCCCCUAUUCAACUACCAACCAAAAUAGCCCAGUUUCUAUUUUUUCGGUACAAAUAACUUGAAUACCUCAGACCUAAAGUUGGGUACACACACAGAUUUUUAACAUCUUAACCGAUUUUAUAAAAUGUGAGUGACCCUACAUAUAAGGGAAGAAAAAAAAUGCUGUGUGUGCUCGAUCAUGUCUGGUGAUAAACAAACCCAAACAGUUUGUUAUAGUACAAAAACUGAGCCAUUAGAGGUAUGCCAACUACAUUUGGAAACUCUUGCCAUUAUUAUUAUUAUUGUGAAUGAUUUGUGAGUCACAUUAUAAAAACUUAAAACACAACUAGUUGCUCUUCUGUGUCCUGCAACAGUGUGAGCUUCAGGUCGCUUUCUAAUUGGCUAUCGUUCCGUUUCACAUCACAAUCAGAGUCUAUGUCUUAGCCCAAGUCUGUAUUGACACACGUGCCGAUUUGCAAUUGUAAAUAUUGAACAGGUUUAACAUUUAUGAUGGUUGACUGUUUUCUAAGCAGAUCAGAGAGGAAGUAUCACUCUUAACACACCGCAGAAUAAUCACUCAGAGACGUCGUAAGAGGGGGCAAGUGCUCAAAUUUGGUCCACUUGACUGUAUGUGUGUACCCCGCUUUAGUUUUAUAUCAAGAACACCCUGUUUGUUUUCAUUCCAGAGCAAGAAUUUCGAGCAACAUCCUUUGUUUCGAAACAUCACGCAUGUCUUUCUUUUGAUUCAAGUUUCCAAAUACAAUCAUUUUAGCCUGGUAUUGGAGGGCUGAUGGCUAUUACAUUAUUGAGUGUAAAGAAAAGUGAUAUCUAGCGCCACCCUGUGCAUCUACCCUACCACUAUUUGGCUUUGCUAAUCUCACCCGACUGUAAUGAGUGAAAAAUAAAUCUGGAAACCAUCAAUCUGCAUAGCUUCACCCACCUCUACACUCAUGUCAAACU